This is a messenger RNA of Nilaparvata lugens (brown planthopper), 2213 nucleotides long. RefSeq names its product putative inorganic phosphate cotransporter. Gene Ontology annotation, molecular function: transmembrane transporter activity. Gene Ontology annotation, biological process: monoatomic anion transport; transmembrane transport. NCBI's taxonomy places the organism in Eukaryota, Metazoa, Arthropoda, Insecta, Hemiptera, Delphacidae. The record is from RefSeq and is a predicted model, not a curated record. Gene Ontology annotation, cellular component: membrane.
GAUCUGGCCACACCCUGGUCGCAAAUCCUUACAUCGGUUCCGGUGUGGGCCCUGUUGAUAGCGGAAGUCGGCCAUGACUGGGGUUUGUACACCAUGGUCACAGAUCUACCCAAAUAUAUGAGUGACGUCAUGCAUUUCAACUUUGCUGAGAAUGGAAUUCUAUCAGCUAUACCCUACUUGGUGAUGUGGUUCGUCUCUAUCUGCUCUGGUGUGAUAGCUGAUUGGGUAUUGGCUAAUAGAUUAAUGGGCGUGACUACUCUCCGGAAAGUGCUAGCCACUAUUGGUGGUGUGGGCCCGGCAGUAGGGGUAGUGCUAGCUUCGUACGCAGGGUGUGACAAAACCCUAGUCUCAGUUCUGUUUGCGGUUGGAAUGGGAUUGAUGGGCUUCUUCUACGCCAGUCUGCGGGUCAACGCCCUCGAUUUGAGUCCCAACUUCUCGGGAACCAUAAUGGCGCUGGUGAACGGGUCGGGCGCUCUGUCCGGAAUGGUCACGCCGACCUUGGUUGGCCUGCUUACUGAAAAUAAAACCCUGGGAGAAUGGCGUGUAGUAUUCUGGAUCAUGGCGCUGGUGCUGAUUGUCACAAACUUCGUGUUCGUCUUUUUCGGUUCGGGCGAACUUCAACCCUGGAACGAACCCAAGCCAAAACCAGACGCCGAAGCAAACAAUGAUCCAACCACGCAUGCGCGUGACACAAGAAACGGCACGUUCAGCAAUAAUGCUCAUCUGGAAACAGGAACAACUAAAAACGGAAUCAGCGAAACUAACGGAAUGAGGAACUAACAAACAAGGGCUUUUGAAAUUCGGUCGAAUGACUUCAUCUAUGUAUAGUGAGACUUACUUUAAACUGCCAGCUUUGGGUGGAUGGGAAGGAUGGAAUUCACUUCAUCAAGAUGUCAGUUGAUCAAUAGAUAGGGAGAUGUCCACUUCAUGAAGAUCUCAGUUGAUCAAUGUGAAGGGUGACGUCUACUUCAUCAAGAUGUCAGUUGAUCAAUGUGAAGGGUGACGUCCACUUCAUCAAGAUGUCAGUUGAUCAAUGUGAAGGGUGACGUCCACUUCAUCAAGAUGUCAGUUGAUCAAUGUGAAGGGUGACGUCCACUUCAUCAAGAUGUCAGUUGAUCAAUGUGAAGGUUGACGUCCACUUCAUCAAGAUGUCAGUUGAUCAAUGUGAGGGUGACGUCCACUUCAUCAAGAUGUCAGUUGAUCAAUGGGAAGGUUGACAUCCACUUUGCCAAGAUCUCAGUUGAUCAAUGGAAGGGUGACAUCCACUCCACCAAGAUCUCAGUUGAUCAAUGGGAAGGUUGACAUCCACUUUGCCAAGAUCUCAGUUGAUCAAUGGGAAGGUUGACAUCCACUCCACCAAGAUCUCAGUUGCUCAAGAUCAGCCUGGGUUUUCCAUUUCAUACUUCCAUCAUUGACUGAAUGGGAAUGGUGACAUUCACUUCAUCAAGAUGUCAGUUGAUCUACAAUCAGCCCGGGUAUUGACAACUUCAAUAGGUCCAGUGUUCAGUUUGUCAAGUUCAAGUUACUUUCAGAAAGUCCACUGACAGUUUAAAGUGGGUCUCACUGUAUAGAUGACGUCAUUUGAAACGCUCCAUCAAGUUUUUCUCAACUUGUGAGAAGUUAUUAAUUUUGUAAAUAAUACUGUGAACUAAGAAAGUCGAAUUCCUAUUAGUAAUGAUGCACCUAGAUUCUCUUAGGUGUGAUACUUAUAAACGUGAAUAAUUAUAAUAAUUAGUCAUUGCAAGUCUGUGAUUGUACUUAGCGAGUAAUUAGAAAAAUGUAUUGUAAAAAAUAUAUUAAAAAUGUUGAAACCCUCAAAAUAUGAUGUGAAUGUUAAUACUAUAAUGUUACAAAUAAUAUUAUUUUGUAAUAUUAAAAUAAUAUUGAAUUCAGACUGUCAGCAUGGGAAGCAUUUAUGAGCAAUCAUAUUUCAAUGUUGUUGAAAAAAUAUUAUAAUUAUAAAUCCAUUAAUGCUGACAGUUUGAAAUGAUGGAAUUUUCUGAAUGUGAUGGAAAAAUUUGAUUGCACAAUACGGUAUUGUGUAACUAGUUUGUUGAAGAGCUCUUGAAAGAGAGAAUAUUAUAAUAUUUUUGUCGAGUAGAUUUUUGAGAGCUGGUAGUUAAGAUAAGAUUGAUAAUGUAAGUUGUUAAGUGUCAUUGUUGUCUGACCAGAGAGUAUAAUAUGUUAUUGAAUAAAAUUAUUUUCAUUGAAAA